Molecule: messenger RNA, 1250 nt
Organism: Diospyros lotus (date-plum)
Lineage: Eukaryota; Viridiplantae; Streptophyta; Magnoliopsida; Ericales; Ebenaceae
Product: probable WRKY transcription factor 29
Exons: 3
Coding region: 156-1100 (314 amino acids)
Biological process (GO): regulation of DNA-templated transcription
Cellular component (GO): nucleus
Molecular function (GO): DNA-binding transcription factor activity; transcription cis-regulatory region binding
Source: RefSeq, a predicted model, not a curated record
GAGCUAUGGAGGCUGUCCAGACCCUCUUUGUCAACCUUCUCUAUCUCUAUAUCUCUGCUGUAUAAUAGAUAUAUAUAUAUAAAUAGAUCUCCCUUCGCUUCUUCUUCAAAGCCAUAGCUCUGACUUCUGAGUUUUGACAGAUUCUAUAAUUAAUAAUGAGUGGUUUCGCCACCGCCGGUGAUCUGGAUGCUGUAGUUGGAGGAUACUCCGACGGCUUCUCCAUAGCGGCCGCUGCCGCCUCCAUGAACGACUCACAAACGAGCUUUGCACCUCUAGACGUAUACCGAGAUGGCUUUGUUCCAAGCAGCUUUCCUGAUGAUUUAUUUGAAACAUCCACAGUUUUUGAUGAACUAGGGCAAGUUUACCGGCCCUUCUACCCCAUGUUUAAACCCAUAUCGCCAGAAACGAUUCUUUCUCCGUCGUCGGGAAAUGGGAGUGCUAUUACUGGGUCUCCUCCGGCUCCGGCUGCCGCUGUAGCUACCGUUCGUGAUUCCAAGUACAAGAAGAGGAAGAAUCAUCAGAAAAGAGUGGUGAUCAAUGUCACAGCUCCAGAUCUUUCCUCCGAUGUGUGGGCUUGGCGAAAAUAUGGCCAGAAACCCAUCAAAGGAUCUCCUUAUCCUCGGAGCUAUUACAGGUGCAGCAGCUCAAAGGGGUGUCCAGCAAGGAAACAAGUGGAGAGGAGUCUCUCCAACCCAGAAAUGUUCGUCGUGACCUACACGGCGGAGCACUGCCACGCGCAGCCAACUCGCAAGAACUCCCUUGCCGGCACCACCCGGCAAAAGUUCUCUUCCUCUAAAACCCCCGCCGCCCCGGCCGCCGCCGGAGAUCUGAGCCCCCCAGAACAGCCCAAAGUCGUCGACUCCUGCAAUUCCUCCCCAACGACUUCAUUCUCAGCCCCAUCUCCUCCCGGCACAACCACAGAAGAAGCUCAGCAACAAAUGGCCGUGGCGCCGAUCGAGAACGACGAACUCUUCGUCUUCGAUAUGAUAUUGAACGAUGACUGGCUGCCGGGCUUCGAUGAACUCGAUAGAUUGACCUCUGGCUUGGCUUUUAACGGUGAUCUGCAAGAGCAGUGUCCUAUGAGCUUCCCUUGCUUCUGAUUUCUGACAGAGAAUCACAGAGCUUGAAGAUUCAACCUUGCUAGAAUUUCACUUCAAGCAAGCUGAUCUUGUUUAUGAAUACAGCGCCAGCUUCUUCAUUAUUUAUGUACAUUUAGUUCCAUAUAUAGAAGUAAUAAUGUUCUUGGCUUA